Messenger RNA from Triticum turgidum subsp. durum (durum wheat), 1512 nucleotides. The record is from the annotation of a GenBank genome assembly. Lineage: Eukaryota; Viridiplantae; Streptophyta; Magnoliopsida; Poales; Poaceae.
AUGGCUCUAACAAGCCAUUUUGAGAAUGUCCCUGUGGUCGAUAGGAAGAGGAAGAGGGGCGGCCUAAUGAAGGAGGAGAUCAGUGUCUUCACCAGCAUGACUGAGGCCGUGAAGGAGGUGGCAACCGCCAUUAGGGAGAGCAAGUCCAUCGACGUCCACGCUGACCUGGACAACGCCGUCAUGGAGCAAGGUGGAUUCUGCGAUGAGGCUCUCAUGGCAGCUUUGAGCCACCUGCUGGACAACAAGAUGCAGAUUUGCGAGUGGAUGAGGACGCAGCCGGAGAUCAGGCUGCUGCCGGGGGACCACGCCGUCCACCUCGACCUCGUCGCCAAGGUGCGGGGCCUGGCCAGCGCCGAAAAGUUCUUCGAGGACGUCCCCGAGCGGGCCAAGGGGCCGUCCACCUGCAACUCCCUCCUGCACGCCUACGUGCAGCACGGCGCCCGGGACAAGGCCGAGGCCAUGCUCAAGGAGAUGGCUGGCGCAGGGUACCUCACCUGCGCACUCCCAUUCAACCACAUGAUGUCGCUCUACAUGUCGACCGGCGAGCUGGAGAAGGUGCCCGAGAUGAUCAAGGAGCUCAGGAGGUACACCAUCCCAGACCUGGUCACGUACAACAUAUGGCUCACCUACUGCUCCAGGAACAACAGCGUGAAAAGCGCGGAGAAGGUCUUUGAUCUCAUGAAAGAUGACAGGGUGGUCCCUGACUGGAUGACCUUCAGCCUGCUGGCCAGCAUUUACAUCAAUGCCGGUCUUCAUGUCAAAGGCCGGGAUGCGCUUGUGGAGAUGGAGAAGAGGGCCUCCAGGAAGGAGCGAGCCGCCUACUCAUCACUACUCACCAUGUACGCAAGCCUGUCAGAUAGAGGUAACUUGGACAGGGUGUGGAGCAAGAUGAGACAAACCUUCAGGAAGUUCAGUGACGCCGAGUACAAGUGCAUGCUUACUUCGCUUACAAGGUUUGGCGAUAUUGCAGCAGCAGAGUGCGUUUACGGCGAAUGGGAGUCAGAGUCAGGAACAAAAGAUUCAAGGAUCCCAAACACCAUCCUUUCAUUUUACAUCAAGAAUGGCAACAUGGAGAAGGCAGAGAGUUUUCUUCAAUACAUUGUGCAGAAAGGAGUCAAGCCCAGCUAUAGCACUUGGGAGUUAUUCGUUUGGGGUUACCUUGGCAACGACGAGAGGACGGCCAAAGUUAUGGAAUGCCUUAAGAAAGCAUUGUCAAGCUUGGAGAAAUGGGAGCCAAACCCGCAACUCGUCGCGGCUCUUUUUUCGCAGAUUGAGAAGAGAGGUGACAUUGAAGCUGCAGAGGAGCUCCUCGUUGUGCUUAGAGAUGCAGGCUAUGUCACAACUGAGAUAUAUAACUCAGUCCUGCGCACGUACGCUAAAGCUGAAAUGAUGCCUCUGAUAAUUGAUGAACGAAUGGACGAGGAUAAGGUCUCAAUGGAUGACGAAACUAGGAGAUUGUUGAAAUCGACUAGCAAGUACCCAAUUGGUGAAGUUUCAACAAUAAUGUCUUGA